Sorex fumeus (smoky shrew) is the source of this 2233-nucleotide messenger RNA. It is a transcript of the gene HUNK, whose product is annotated as hormonally up-regulated Neu-associated kinase. Bases 81 to 2210 code for a protein of 709 amino acids. Gene Ontology annotation, biological process: intracellular signal transduction; protein phosphorylation. NCBI's taxonomy places the organism in Eukaryota, Metazoa, Chordata, Mammalia, Eulipotyphla, Soricidae. The record is from RefSeq and is a predicted model, not a curated record. Gene Ontology annotation, cellular component: cytoplasm. The transcript is spliced from 11 exons. Gene Ontology annotation, molecular function: ATP binding; protein serine/threonine kinase activity.
AGGAGCAGGAGCAGGAGGAGGAGCAGCAACCGCGCGCGCGGGAGCCGGCCGGGAGCUGCGCGCCCGGCGCGGGUGAAGCGAUGCCGGCGGCGGCGGGGGACGGGCUCCUGGGCGAGCCGGCGGCGCCCGGCGGUGGCGGCGGCGCCGAGGACGCGGCCCGGCCGGCGGCGGCCUGCGAGGGAAGUUUCCUGCCCGCCUGGGUGAGCGGCGUGCCCCGCGAGCGGCUGCGGGACUUCCAGCACCACAAGCGCGUGGGCAACUACCUGAUCGGCAGCCGCAAGCUGGGCGAGGGCUCCUUCGCCAAGGUGCGCGAGGGGCUGCACGUGCUCACCGGAGAGAAGGUGGCCAUAAAAGUCAUCGAUAAGAAGAGAGCCAAAAAGGACACCUAUGUCACCAAAAACCUCCGCCGGGAGGGCCAGAUCCAGCAGAUGAUCCGCCACCCCAACAUCACACAGCUCCUGGACAUUCUGGAGACAGAAAACAGCUAUUACCUGGUCAUGGAGCUGUGCCCGGGCGGCAACCUCAUGCACAAGAUCUAUGAGAAGAAGAGGCUGGAGGAGGCGGAAGCCCGCAGGUACAUCCGGCAGCUCAUCUCGGCCGUGGAGCACCUGCACCGGGCCGGGGUUGUCCACAGAGACUUGAAGAUAGAAAAUUUGCUGCUAGAUGAAGACAACAAUAUCAAGCUGAUUGACUUUGGUUUGAGCAACUGUGCGGGGAUCCUAGGGCACUCGGACCCGUUCAGCACGCAGUGUGGCAGCCCGGCCUAUGCUGCCCCGGAACUCCUGGCCAGGAAAAAAUACGGCCCGAAAAUCGACGUCUGGUCCAUAGGCGUGAACAUGUAUGCCAUGCUGACGGGGACCCUGCCUUUCACCGUGGAGCCUUUCAGCCUGAGGGCUUUGUAUCAGAAGAUGGUGGACAAGGAAAUGAACCCCCUCCCCACCCAGCUCUCCACAGGGGCCAUCAACUUCCUGCGCUCUCUGUUGGAGCCGGAUCCUGUGAAGAGACCCAACAUCCAGCAGGCCCUGGCGAACCGCUGGCUUAAUGAGAAUUACACCGGCAAAGUGCCCUGCAACAUCACCUACCCCAACAGGAUUUCCCUGGAAGACCUGAGCCCCAGCGUGAUCCUGCACAUGACCGAGAAGCUGGGCUACAAGAACAGCGACGUCAUCAACACCGUGCUUUCCAAUCGUGCCUGCCACAUCCUCGCCAUCUACUUCCUCCUGAACAAGAAACUCGAGCGCUACCUGUCCGGGAAAUCGGACCUUCAGGAUGGUGUCUGCUAUAAGACCCAGCUCUACCAGAUAGAAAAGUGCAAGCCCACGCCAGAGCCCUAUGAGGCCUCCCUGGACACCUGGACCCGAGAACUGGAAUUCCACACUGUGCAGGAUAAAAAGCCCAAAGAACAAGAGAAAAGAGGAGAUUUUCUUCACCGGCCGUUUUCCAAGAAGCUAGAUAAGAGCCUGUCGGGGCACAAGCAGCCCGCGGCCUCGCUCAUCUCCCAGAUCCAGAACACCAAGGCCCUGCUCAAGGAGCGGAAGGGACCUAAAGCCGGCUUCCCCGACAAAGAUCCCUUCGGCUGCCGCAGUAUCUUCCGCAAAACCUCAGACUCCAACUGCGUGGCUUCCUCUUCCAUGGAAUUCAUCGCCGUCCCGCCCCCGCGGACCCCCCGGGCCGUCAAGAAGCCCGAGUCUCCUCUGCAGGGGGGGCCCAGCAGCCCCAAGGAGGACCCCCUGCUGCUGGUACGCUCCUUCGAGUCAGUGGAGCGCGCAGAGCCGCCGGAACCCGCCUCACCGCCCGCAUCAGGGCAUCACUACCGUGCGCUGAGCUCACCAGGGGCCUGGGCCCGGGGCCCCCCCAGCGAGCGAACACUGUCCCCGGGAAGCCUCUCACCCCUGCAGCCUCCACUGCACCCCACCCUCCUCUCUUUUACCCACGAAGAGAAGCUCGGCACCCCCAAGGAGGAGGCCGCGUGUGUCCCCGCACCAGCGGGGCCCGGGGGCACCCCCGCACUGGGGCUGGGGAGCCCUAACUGCGUGAAGAGCCGGGGCAGGUUCCCCAUGAUGGGCAUCGGGCAGAUGCUGCGGAAGCGCCAUCAGAGCCUGCAGCCAGCCCUGGACCGGCCCCUGGAGGCCAGCCUGCCCCCACUGCAGCCCGUGGGCACCCCGAACCUGUCCUUCGGCCUGGCCGACGGAGUUCGAGGCCAGUGUUAACCCAGGCUGAUCUCCACCCCUCA